CCCCUUACAAUUUCCACCUCAAUUUGCACCCUCUCGAAUUUGCACCCCCUCGUUGCCAAAUAUAGUGUUAACACAGCUUCCCCAGUGCGGCAGUGCCGGGCCGCAUCAUUCUGUUUGGGCUGAGAGAAUGGGCUUGGGCCCCCGGAAAUAACAGCAGCCUCUUCAACGGGCCUCAAACCUAGACAUAGGAAAGCAUGGAGGGUUCUUUGCUUGUGACCAGGUCAUCAUAUCAAAAUGUCGCAUCAGGAAGAAAGUAAAAGGGAAGGAGUGAUUCCCCCGACAACACAACAUGAUUCUUCUGUGCCGUAUAAGUAAAAGAGUGAUGGAGAAGUAACACACAACAAAUAAAUUGCAGAUCCCCUCUCACAUUCCAACAACACACAAACACAAGUACACAAACAUAUCCUCUGUGCCCAAAAAAAAAACAAACAUCAUGGCAUUGCCGUUGUACAUGCUGCUCUUGUCAAAGUCGAACAACAAGUACAUGAAGUACGUCCACGAGGACGGUGACCACCAUGGCUUCCUCCAGUUCUCCGAUGUAGACGUCGCCAGCCCUUACGCCAGGUUCGAGAUCGAGCCCUCCAAAACGAAAAAGGCGUACGUCCACAUUCGAUGCUGCUACAACAACAGGUACCUGGUGCGGAAGUCGGAGCAAGACAACGUCAUCAUGGCUCGAGCCAAAGCCCCGGAGGAGGACGACUCGAAAUGGUCAUGCACCCUCUUCGAGCCCAUCCUAUUCCCCACCGGCUCGAAAUGGUCAUGCACCCUCUUCGAGCCCAUCCUAUUCCCCACCGGCUCGAGCCACGACGACGGUCCCAUCACGACCGCUGUCCGGUUCGUCCACGUGCAGCUCAACCAGCCCCUCCACCUCAACAACAACAACAACAACUUCCUCUACGCAGCAGAAGCAGCGAAAAAUAAGUCGGAAGAAGACGGCGGUACGAGCGCCGAGUUCGCGGUGGUGAACUGGGAGUCGCUGGUGAUCCUACCGCGCUACGUCACAUUCAACAACGGGAAAGACUACCUGAACGUGGAUUAUAACAAGCAUAGCGAUCUGCAGGCGCUGCGGUUCGGGUCGGAUGAUGUCGGCGACCCGGCGGUGGGUUACGAGGUUUUCGCCAACGUGGACGGGACGGGAGCGUGAGGGUGAAGUCGAGCAUGAUGGGGAAGUUCUGGAAAGUGGAUGGUGAGAGCGGGCUGGUUGAAGCUGUCGCCAAUGAGAAGAAGAGUUUGGAGGAGAGGCUUUGCUGGUUCUGGCCGGUCAAGCUGGUCGAACCCAACGCGGUGGCGCUUCGCUGCGUCGGCAACGGGAAGUUCUGCGGGUUUAGUGACGUUGGUGAUCUUAAGAACUGUUUGGAAAUCGCAGGACUUUUCCGGUACAACCUCCGGUAUGGUAUUUCAAUCCUUGUUAUUAUAUGAUGAGUGACGGAGGGGGUCAAACAUGGUGAACCCAACUUUCGAAUUAAAUUUAUCCAUUUCU
Messenger RNA from Linum trigynum, 1480 nucleotides. The record is from the annotation of a GenBank genome assembly. Lineage: Eukaryota; Viridiplantae; Streptophyta; Magnoliopsida; Malpighiales; Linaceae.